ACUGCAGGAACAAGAAGAAAAACACAUUUCUGACUGCAGGAUGACUUUAACCAAAAUCAAGAAACUGAUGGUUGAUUGUAGAAAAAGCUGAGCUAAGCAUGCUGACUGGAAACAUCACAAGCUGUCAUGGUUCAGGACGGUCCAGGACAGGACGGCUCUACAGCGGGUGACUAAAACCACCCAGGACAUCACUGGUACCAUCUACAGAAGUGAGAUAUCUGCACAGAACCCAGAGGAAACUAAAAAACAAAACCCCAAACACAGUCUGUUUACCCUGCUGCCAUCUGACAGCAGCUUCACUCCUGUGAAACUCGUCAAUUCAUCCUCUGUACUCAACCAAUAAGUCUGACUAUUCAUCAGUUCAUAUAAUUAUUAUAUUGUGUGCAGCAUUAAGGGAUUACAAGAAGAAUUUAAUGACAGCAGGAGGAACAUGUGACACAAUCAUGAGACAAUCCCAGAGAUGAUCCUGUAUUUAAAAGCAGUUUAAUGUUGAUUUUGCGUUGCCACUCAUUUUAUUAUUGUCACUUAUUUUGUGUUGUGGUGAUGUUGAUUUUCAGAGGUUUGAAUAAUUCUCUUAAGCAAACAAGUAAACUAAAUAACUUAAGGGAUUAAACACAGCAGUUGUCUUUCACAACCCUGUGUUGUAAAAUCAUAAAUACAUGAACCUUGUACCUUUUAAAUGAAAUGUGCCAACUUUGUAUGGCAGCCUCUCUGACUUCACUUCCACGCCCUGUAUAUCUCACCAGAGAUAAACUAGGAAAUAGACACUGUGUUAUUUUCAGUGCUCUGGGACGGAGAGACAACCAAGGAGAGAUACUUAGAGAAACACUUCUUCUUCAACCUGCAGCUGACUUCACACACUGAACCAUUUUUCAACCACAAUGGCUUCCAUCCUAGAGGAGGAUCUCUCCUGUCCUGUCUGCAGCGACAUUUUUAAAGAUCCUGUUCUCCUGUCAUGCAGCCACAGCUUCUGUAAAGAUUGUCUGCAGAGCUGGUGGAGAGAGAAACAAACACAGGAGUGUCCAGUUUGUAAAAGAAGAUCAUCAAGAAGUGAACCACCGUGCAAUUUGAUACUAAAGAACCUGUGUGAGAGCUUCGUACUGAAAAGAGAUGACAGACCUCCAGCUGGGUCUGAGUCUCUCUGCAGUCUGCACGGCGAGAAACUGAAACUCUUCUGUCUGGACCAUCAGCAGCCGGUGUGUGUCGUCUGCAGAGACUCAAAGACACACAACAGCCACAGAUUCAGACCCAUCGAUGAAGCUGCACAGGAUCUUAAAGAAGAGCUGCAGAAGUCCCUGAAGCCCUUACAGGACAAACUGAAACACUUUAAACAAGUUAAAGGAAACUGUGAUCAAACAGCGGAACACAUCAAGUCUCAGGUCCAACAAGCAGAGAGUCAGAUUAAAGAGCAGUUCAAGAAGCUUCAUCAGUUUCUCCAAGAGGAAGAGGAGACCAGGAUCUCUGCUCUGAGGGAGGAAGAGGAGCAGAAGAGUCAGAUGAUGAAGAAGAAGAUCGAAGCUCUGGGUAAAGACAUAGCAGCUCUUUCAGACACGAUCAGAACCACAGAGGAGGAGCUGAGAGCUGAUGACGUCUCAUUCCUGCAGAACUACAAGGCUGCAGUGAAGAGAGUCCAGCAGCGCCCCCUGCUGGAGGAUCCACAGCUGGACUCAGGAGCUCUGAUAGACGAGGCCAAACACCUGGGCAACCUGAGCUACAACAUCUGGAUCAAGAUGAAGGAGACGGUCUCCUACACUCCUGUGGUUCUGGAUCCAAACUCUGCUCAUCCAGAACUCCUCCUGUCUGAGGAGCCGGCCAGUGUGAGACGUGCAGAGAGACGGAGGCCUCCUGGAAACCCAGAGAGCUUUAAAUUCAACCCCUUCGUCCCAGAGAGACAGAGGCCUCCUGGAAACCCAGACCGGUUUGUUAACCACCCCUCCAACCUUGAGAGAUGGAGGUCUCCUGGAAACCCAGACCGGUUGAAAAGCUUAUCCAUUGAUGAUGACUUUUUAGUCUCUCAACCAAGGACUUCUACAACUUCUGUAAAAAUACUGAAAAAAGUGGUAAGACAAUACAGAUAAAUGUCUGUAUACUUUUAUUAACAGUUAUAGGUAUCAUGCCUGUUAACAGUCCAACUGUUACCAAGUUCCUACAGGUGCUUAUAGAUGUAUCAUAAUCCAAAACGUGUUUUAACCAACACUUAACACAAAGACCGUAUUACAAAGUGUGUCCCAUUUUCAUUCUGUAGUAUUGUUUGGCAUGUGCACACAGACUCAGGAGAUUGUACUGAGCAUGUGGAACUCGAGCUUGAAACUCAAACUGAUGUCCAGAGUGACACGUGUUAAAUCAGCAACAUUUAAAUUUACACAUUAAUGUAUAAAACCUGACAAACUGUACAAGAUAUUUUAUUUUGAAAGAGAUGAACAAAUGAUGAUUAAUGAUUUCCUGCAGUUCUGUAAACAAAAUGUCUCCCCUCAAGAUGUAGAAUAAAAGAUGUGUGUGUUUCA
Acanthopagrus latus (yellowfin seabream) is the source of this 2504-nucleotide messenger RNA. Its product is annotated as tripartite motif-containing protein 35-like. The transcript is spliced from 2 exons. Bases 882 to 2078 code for a protein of 398 amino acids. The record is from RefSeq and is a predicted model, not a curated record. NCBI's taxonomy places the organism in Eukaryota, Metazoa, Chordata, Actinopteri, Spariformes, Sparidae. Gene Ontology annotation, molecular function: zinc ion binding.